Notodromas monacha is the source of this 3028-nucleotide messenger RNA. The record is from the annotation of a GenBank genome assembly. Lineage: Eukaryota; Metazoa; Arthropoda; Ostracoda; Podocopida; Cyprididae.
GUCGUGUAUCGUGGUUUUUCAGUAGGAAGUGAAAAUACGACUGUGUUUUGGAGGUGGGGAACUCUGUGUUCGCGGAAUGAAAGUGCCCUGCCAAUGGAUAGAAUAAAAGUUCACGCCGUCUAGCGUAAGUCGUUGCACACCGUUCGUCGUGCAUGAUGAUUGGUAGCUCCGCAGAUGGGGAUGAACACUCAGUUUUGGUUGGAUCGCAGCAUCAUGCUACGUAUCAAUCGCUUCACGAAGAGAACGACGAGCCUCCUGAAUAUCCGGGCAUCAUCAAUGACGUUCCCGACGUGAACGCGCGAAGCAGGUGGAACCAUGUAGCCGAUCUCGAUUCAUUUUUCCGCCGAGUGUACUGGUAUCAUCAAAAGCAUGGCGUUCUGUGCAUGAUUGCGCAGGAAUUUCUGGAACUCGUCCAGUUCCUAUUUGUAAUCGUUUUUUCUGUCUUUCUGUUGCAAUGCGUCGACUACAGAGUUCUAUUCAGGGACAAAACGGCACCAGGUCACAAUGCGACUGACAAAAUAUCCUUGUCGGAUGCGGUUCUUCCGGCAAACCAGUGCCUAACUCAUUUCAAUGGAAUUUUGAUCGUUGUUCUCAUGGUUGCCGCUGUGUUUUGGGCAUUAUUCUUGGUUCGAUUUGUUUGCAAUGCGUUUUUCUACUGGGAAAUUGCGCGAUUUUAUCAGUCCGCAUUGAAAAUUGGCCAGAAAGAACUGAAUAAUUUGACAUGGCACGAGGUUCAAUCAAGGCUUCGAGCGGUUCAAGAAGAUUUGCAUCUUUGUGUUCACAAACCAGUCCUCACGCAGCUGGACAUCUAUAACAGAAUUUUGCGGCAAGUUUUUUCAAUCCACAACGUUUCGAUUUUGUUCGAAAAUUAUUUUAUCGCCAUGGUGAACAAAAGCGUUUUGCCUCUGAAAUUUUGCGUGCCUUUUUUCGGAGAAAUGGUGUUUCUCUCUCGGGGCAUGAAGUUCAACCUCGAGUUGAUUCUUUUUCGUGCACCCGGUGCCCCCUUUGAAAGUAAUUGGCACUUGAGACAGGAGUACAAAUCUGCGGGUAAUCGAACUGGGCUAGCGGACGCAUUUUCAAAACGCGUUCUUUGGUUCAGUGCGGUGAAUCUCCUGCUUUCGCCCCUCAUAUUUUUGUGGCAAAUCUUAUAUUCCAUCUUUCACUACACCGAGUUAGUGAAGAAGGACCCCAGCUUUUUGGGCACUCGGACAUGGUCUUCAUAUGGAAGGGUAUACCUGAGACAUUUCAAUGAGUUGGAUCACGAAUUGAACUCACGCUUGAACCGUGGCUAUUCUCCCGCUUCGAAGUACAUGUCCAGCUUCACUACGCCAUUUGUGACGGUGGUUGCAAAAAAAUUCGCUUUUUUCUUCGGGGCACCUUUGGCUGUGCUGAUUAUCCUCACUGUCAUUGAUGAAGAUGUGCUGACAGCGGAACAUGCUCUCACGUUGAUAACCGUGCUAGGUACGGUCGUCGCUUUGUGUCGAGCUAUGAUUCCGGAUGAAAACAUGGUGUGGUGUCCGGAAAUGCUGAUGAACGCUGUGUUGGCGCAAGUCCACUACUUACCAGAUUCCUGGGCCGGUAAAGCCCACACGAGCACUGUGCGGGAUAAUUUUGCUCAGAUUUUUCAGCUGAAAGUUGUGUAUGUGAUCGAGGAGCUGCUGAGUCCAUUGGUGACGCCGUUCAUUCUGUUCUUCAUCAUUCGCCCGCAAAGUCAAGUCGUCGUUGAUUUCCUUCGGAAUUUCACCGUGGACAUCGUUGGCGUCGGUGACGUUUGUUCUUUUGCUCAAAUGGACGUGAAGCGUCAUGGUAGUCCUACGUGGAAAGUCGGGGAGAGUGAGGAAGGGGACCAUGACGACGAAGCUGAAGACAGACCUGGAAGGGCCGGGAAAAACGAUCCUCUUGUUCAGGCGGAGAAUGGGAAAACGGAGUUGUCAUUGGUUCAUUUUUCGCUGACGAACCCGGAUUGGCGACCCUCGAAGGACGCAAACUUAUACUUGACGAAAUUGCAAAGACAUGCUCAACGAGAAGCGAUGGAGAGUCUCAGAACUGCCGACUUGUCAACUUUCAACCAUUCGCUUGAUACUGUUUCUCAGAUCCCAUUUGGGAAUGGAAUGAGUGUUAUGGGAGCUGGUAGUGUUUAUCGACCUGGAUCUGCUGCCGUGAGAAGUCGACAAGGUCCUUUACGAGGUGCUGUUGCGAAUCUUGAAGGAUCAAUCGAUGAAGAUCUAAGCAAAGGGACGAGUGGUCAUCAAUCCUUCGGACUUGGGGACAGUCUCAUGGGCACUUCUCGUGGAGUCCCGUUCUUUGGAGUGGGCAGUGUUCAUCAGACAAACGCUGAAGCGAUGGCUGCGUCCAGGAUGAUGGCGACUAGUUCAGCUGUCCAACAGGACCCUGCGACUGUGGAUCGAAUCGUGGAGUUCAACGUCACCAACAUGAGCUUUUCGGCAGUGUAUCUACACGAAAUGCAUCGAAGAAAGGUUUUCGGUCAGCGAGGAACCGGAAGAACACUGGCGCCUUUUCAGAUGAUUCCGGAAGACGAUACAGAGUCAUCUGUGACGAAUCCAUUCCUUUGAAACCUCGAUUGGGCAAGCUCAUCAUCACUUGGAAUUGGAAUACUUGAUUAUGAUGAGAGAGACGUCGAUUGGAUCAUUAAUCGGGUUUUUUUUUCUUGCAUUUUCGAUGAACUUUCAGUUCAAGAAUGAUUACGCGUGUGGGAAGCUUGCAGCAUUGGUAGUCGGGAAAAUUUUGUGAACGCAGUGUGUGGUUGAUGACGAGUACGUUUCUUGCCUUCUUGUGGGAUAACCCUUUCGGUGAUGUUGGUCUGUUCAUCACAACCGUGAAACGAGAUAUUUUGUUGGUGGAACAUUGUGAACGUGAUGGUUUUUUUUCUUAUGUUUAGAUUGGUCUAGUCUGUGUGACAAAAGGAGCUGCUGCUUCUUUUUUUUUACAAGGCCCAGUUCGAAGCGUAGCGAAUCGUUUUUCAUUUUUGCCAAAAAAUAAAAAUACACUUGAUUGUGUUCCGAACGUG